ACAUCUUCCCAUUGGUCGGAAGGUAGGAGGUUUCAAGGCGCCCCGCGGAGAAGCGCUAGGAGCCGUGAAUGAAGGGCUGCUUGAAACCGUUUUAUCAUUACUGUGCGGCAAUGUGGAGUCAGCGUAUCAACUUUACAGAGAUAGAGCUGCAGAUUCAACAGGAGUGGCGGAGAAAGUUUCUUACAUUGUGUUGUAAGGGAGAGGAGGGCCGAGCUCAAAAGGAGGCAGAUGUUUUGGGAUUCUGAUGAUGAAAUAUGUGGAGUAGUCUCGAAAAAGGGGUCAUGAAUACCUGAACGCAAAACUCCGAACUGGAGGAUAGUUUGUGAUUCGCCUUGUAGCCUACGAGUGGUCGGACACGUCUGGAGUUCCAGAUCGGCUUGGAGGAAUAUCACAUUGUAGCACAAGUUUCGCGGAACACGAAAAUUCUAAUAAUCAAUGAUGGCGGUACGGGAAGUCAGUCUAUGCCUCGUAUUCAUCACAACGCUUCUGCUUAGACUGUCUUCCGCCCAGUAUCAUGGAGAGAAGGGCAUCUCCGUCCCAGAGCACGGCUUCUGCCAACCCAUAUCUAUCCCACUGUGCACAGACAUCCAAUAUAACCAAACCAUCAUGCCAAACCUUCUGGGACACACCAACCAGGAGGACGCAGGACUGGAGGUGCACCAGUUCUACCCUCUGGUCAAAGUCCAGUGUUCUCAAGAUUUAAAGUUUUUCCUCUGUUCCAUGUAUGCGCCGGUGUGUACAGUCCUAGAACAGGCAAUCCCACCCUGUCGCUCUCUCUGCGAGCGUGCAAGACAAGGGUGCGAGGCCCUCAUGAACAAGUUCGGCUUCCAGUGGCCCGAACGACUCCGCUGUGAGAACUUUCCAGUACACGGCUCUGGAGAAAUCUGCGUGGGACAGAACAAAUCUGACCCUGAUAUCCCGACAACAGACCCCACGCCGUAUAUCCCGGACCCGUUCACCCCACGCAUGCAUUCGCCACGACUAAGUCAGGCUUUCACAUGCCCUCUUCAACUCACAGUCCCUUCCUACCUCAACUACCAGUUUUUGGGGGCGAAAAACUGCGGCGCCCCUUGCGAGCACAAACAGCCGCACGGCCUGAUGUACUUUAAGGAGGAAGAGGUGCGAUUCGGACGGCUCUGGGUGGGAAUCUGGGCUAUUUUGUGCUGUGUGAGUACUCUGUUCACGGUUCUCACUUACCUUGUGGAUAUGCGCCGAUUCCGUUACCCAGAGCGCCCUAUCAUCUUUCUCUCCGGGUGUUACUUCAUGGUGGCAGUGGCUUAUGCAGCCGGGUUUUUGCUGGAGGAUAAAGUAGUCUGCAUUGACAAGUUCAGGGAUGACGCUUAUAGGACAGUGGCUCAAGGGACUAAAAAGGAGGGGUGCACCAUUCUCUUCAUGAUCCUGUAUUUCUUUGGCAUGGCCAGCUCAAUCUGGUGGGUGAUCUUGUCUCUCACAUGGUUCCUAUCUGCUGGAAUGAAAUGGGGCCAUGAAGCUAUAGAAGCCAACUCUCAAUAUUUCCACCUAGCGGCAUGGGCCGUCCCGGCUGUGAAGACCAUAACCAUCCUCGCUUUGGGACAAGUGGAUGGCGACCUUCUGACCGGCGUAUGCUAUGUGGGCAUCUACAACGUUGACGCCCUACGUGGAUUCGUUCUCGCCCCUCUCUUCGUUUACCUCUUCAUCGGAACGUCUUUUCUUCUGGCUGGAUUUGUCUCGUUGUUCCGCAUCCGUACUAUUAUGAAGCAUGAUGGCACCAAAACAGAAAAGCUAGAGAAGCUAAUGGUGCGCAUCGGCGUUUUCAGCGUCCUCUACACCGUUCCGGCUACCAUCGUCAUCGCGUGUUAUUUCUACGAGCAAGCGUUUCGUGAACAAUGGGAGAAAACCUGGCACAUGCAGACGUGCAAGCGCUUUGCCGUGCCGUGCCCGGCCAACAACUUUGCGCCCAUGACGCCGGAUUUCACUGUGUUUAUGAUCAAGUACCUCAUGACUAUGAUUGUAGGAAUCACGUCAGGAUUCUGGAUCUGGUCUGGAAAAACUCUACAGUCCUGGCGCAAGUUUUACAAGCGGCUGGGCAACAACCAGGGCGAGACGACAGUGUGAACUGAACUUUGUGAGAAAUAAAGGUCAAUAUUGAACAGGUCACAUGCUACGUUGAACCAUGCUGAUGGUAAAAGACACUGCUGUGGGAGCCCAGCAUGAUGCUUUUCUCAUUUAAAAAGUGCCCAACACUGAAAGCACAACUCCAAAGAACAUGCAUUUCUCCAAUGGACUGAAUUUCAAAAUGUUUUUAAACUUUAAGCCUUGGAAACCCUAAUUAUUAAGAUGGCAGAACUCUUAUUUUUAAUGAUGACUUCGGUUAUCAGGAGUACAUAUGCCAUGUUUUCUUCACCCCGGGCGGCUAAAAAUGUCUGCGUUUAGUCCUGUGCCUUGCAGGAGUGAUCAAUUCCUGUCACUGAAUGAAUGUCUCUUUUGUUUUUACCACAUUUUUGGUCAUUUUCUCAUAGAUUACAUAUUUAGUAUUUGAUUGCACAUGGCCAUUUAUUUAGAUUUUAGAACUAGUUCAAUUUAAUGUUCUUCGGUCAUGAGUUGCUUAUUCAUCCAUGUUGCCAUAUCAAGCCAGGUCUCAUGAAGUAAUUUAAUAUUCUGCCAUUUUAAAGGCCUUAGCAUUGUGAAAAAGUGACUGACAGGAUGAAAAAUGUUUGUUACCAUAUUUCAUUAUUUGUAAAUAUCACAUUUCUGUCAAAAGAUGUAUGAUGUAUUUAAGCAGAUGAAUUUUGUUUAAGGCCUUUUUCAAUUUCACUUAAUAAAGUGAUUAGAU
Molecule: messenger RNA, 2812 nt
Organism: Labeo rohita (rohu)
Lineage: Eukaryota; Metazoa; Chordata; Actinopteri; Cypriniformes; Cyprinidae
Gene: fzd7b
Product: frizzled class receptor 7b
Exons: 2
Coding region: 436-2094 (552 amino acids)
Biological process (GO): canonical Wnt signaling pathway; non-canonical Wnt signaling pathway
Cellular component (GO): plasma membrane
Molecular function (GO): Wnt-protein binding; Wnt receptor activity
Source: RefSeq, a predicted model, not a curated record